UGUAUUAUUUUAAAAGGGGUAUAUUUUGCUUUGUAUCAAUCAAACACUCCGGUUCGGGUAUUUAAAAUUUAAUACACUAAGAUUGCAAUAUUUACGAAAUAAAGUUCACUAAUUCUUCAUCAAUUUCAAUUAUUUGGAUGAGCUGGAAAGAACGCAAUCAUUUAUAAAUGUACCUUGCUAUUUUGAAAAAGAAGAGCCAGAGCUGAAAGAAAGAUAAAAGCUUUCAAAAUAUUUUAGUGAGAUCAUUAACAAGCUUUUAGAAACUCAAGUUUUAUACUUUCAUUUUAAUUAUUUAUUUGUAACACCGAAGUGAGUUUUAUUUUAUUGAAAACUUCACGUUAAUGAGCGUCUCGAAAACGAGAAAAUCCAAUUGGAUUUGCCCUCCUUCCUUUUGAAAUGAACGGGAUUUUUCUCUCUAUGAGCAAAAGGUUGUAAGAUUGUAGGGUGGAGAUUUCAUGUUCAAGGGUAUCUUUUUAGAUGAUCUCAAACACAUUAUGUAAUUAACCACGAUGGUAAUAAUAUACGAUUUUCUUUUGCUGAGCAGAGAAUCUUUCCUUGAAAAGAAAUGUAUUUAUCAUGGGUUGCGUAACCUCGUCCCUGGGACGUUGUGUCAUUGUGAGACGUUGUCACAAUGCUUCAUUAGCGGGGCAUUGGUAUAUACAUAACGUUGUCUUCAUUUGUACUCAUUCGAGUCGAUCAUACGGCCGCUUUUCCUCCCUCUUAAUUAAAUACCCAAUGACCAAGGCCGACUAGUAUUUUCGAGUAUGGGCGUAUCGGGUUGCUGUAGACUUUAUUGAAUUCUCCACCCGUGGUUAGUAGCCCGUCAGGCCGACUCUGCUUAUCUUAGGUUCGAUUCCCCCCGGAAGGCACGCAAAUUCAUUUCAGAGUACCCUCUCCCGCCCCUUCCCGUCCAAUUCGCUGGAAAAGCACUCGGAGAGUCUUGUUCAACAACACAAACAAUGACCCCGUACGGGGCUCAUUCCUGUAGCGUUGGAUCAGGGUCCGGCCAAAAGUUUUCCUCAAGACUGACUUAUAACCCUCGGCCUCCCUGCAUUACAGGUCAAGCUCCAGAGGAACCUCUCCUAUGUCAAUUCUGCGAGGACUACUCACCACAAAAGGCCACUUUGUCUUGCAAUGAGUGUGCCUUUCUGUACUGUGGGACCUGUUUCGACGCAUGUCAUCCCAGUAAGGGCCCUUUGGCGGACCAUACCAUAGGGCCCGCAGUAGCAAGGCCUCAAAAGCGUAAAGAGACCAGCAUGCAAUGCCAGCAGCAUAAAGAAGAGAAGCUUGCACUGUACUGCUUUGACUGCAAGGUUCCCGUAUGUUACCUUUGUAAGGAGUACGGCCAUCAUAAGGGACAUCAAGUUGAACUGUUGGAGCCAGUUUUUAAGAACACAAAAGAGGAACUGGCGCGAACAUUAGGCACUCUAACAAGAAAGAAUUACCACGUUCAAAAGACGCUUCAAUCCUUAGAGGGGAUGUGCACCAUUGCUAAGAAGUCUGGCUGUGACGUGGAGGCUCAUGUUAAAAGGGAGUGCGAUUCCUUACUUUCCAUCGUGGAAAAGAAGAAAGUGGAGUUACUCAAACGAGUCAGUGAUGAAUAUCAAGAGAAACUAGCAGAACUGAACGACGCUAUGCACCAGUGUGAACACGUGUUGUUACAAGGCGACGGCUUAGCUGAAUUCACACAAGAAGCUCUUAAAGAAGAUAACCCUGCUACUUUCCUUCAGACUGCCAGCGCUCUGAAGACAAGGUUGAAUCUCAUGCUCGAAACAAUCAGAAGUCUUCCCUCUGCCUCCUCCAUUACUCCAACCUUUGAUCACAUGGCGGUUGACACGUCAUGGGAAAGGAAGGUGCUCAAGAAAGUCACGUGGCUUCAAAUACCGGACAGCCCAAGUUUCGUCUCAUCUCAAUGUAAGGCCACAAACCGGACAAUCCAGCUAGUCUGGAAUGCGCCUCCAAGCGCCGUGGAUGCCUAUCAUCUGGAGGCCAAUAUUUAUACGCCUACACAAGCCCCAAACGAAAAAGAACAACGUGAAACUGUGAAGGUAUCCCUUGGGACAGCCUGCAAGUACAAUCUGGAGUGCCUUCAUUACAAUGCGCGGGUCACUGCCAGGGUCUGUGCGUCGAACCGAGCCGGGAAAGGACCUUUCAGCAAGGACAUCACGAUUUACGCGGAGAAGGGACUGCAUUUCACACUGGACCCCUCUACGUGUCCCAAACGGGAGCUGGUUUUCUCACGUGAUCUAUCCGUGGCCAAGCUGACGAGUCCAGCCAUCGCUAGUGUUAUGUCCCGCGUGACUUUGUCAAAUGGUUGUCAUUACUGGAAAGUCAGGAUUGACCAGUUUACCGGAGCAAGUAAUAACGGGUUCGUUGCCAUUGGUGUUGCAAAAGAGGUGGAUGAUGGUCGACCUAUAGGAAAUGACGCAAACUCUUUUGCGCUGCAAAUUUUUGAGAACACCUCGCUGUGGUGCGAAAAUUCCCACAACAGGCUCCAGAUCAAACAGAAAGCAAAGGACAUCAAAGGAAACAAUGUAGCGGUGCUACUCGACUUAGAAAAUCAAAUCAUGAACAUAUACUGGAAUGGCAAGCUACAGACAGACGACAGUCGUCCCGGGGGACCUUCGAUGGUGGGCGUGGUUGGCCCUAUUCGGCCGGCCUUUAGUAUGUUUGGAGGUUGUGUGCAGUUGAGUUUACAGACUGGACUGGAAAGACCAACCACAUGCUCCGAUCCUCCUAUAAUCCAUCUCGAAGAAUGCAGCGUCGAGAACACCAAGAUCAACCUAGUGUGGUCUCCUCCGGAAAACUGCAACGUGGACUGUUACAUUGUAGAGAUAGACACACUGGACCGGGAGGGGGACAUCCACCAGGAGCGUAACUUUACCAAGGUGUAUCAAGGACCGCGCACCAAAUACACACUUAGGGGACUGGAGUACAAUGUUACAGUCCUCGCGCGUGUCAAGGCGUUGAAUACCGCUGGAGAAAGUGAACCGAGUGAUGAAAUAUCGCUUUCCACCGAGAAAGGUGUUAUUUUCAAACUGGACAAAGAAUCACUGCACGAAUCUCUACGCCUCUCUGGAGAUCAUCUAACAGUAAAACAGACCACCAUGGUACAUGGCAAUGUGUUUGGAACAGCAUUCCUUGCUGACGGUUGUCACUUUUGGACCAUCAACAUCGAUAACUUUAAAGGAGAAAAUUCUUUCCUUGCUGUAGGAGUUGCCAAAAAAAUUACACGGGAUUCCAUUCUGGGAAACAUAUCCAGCUCAUACGCGCUGCAAGUGUUCGAAGGCACGACAGCCCGCACUGAAAACUCCAAACAUAAAAUUCAGAUCAAAAGAAAAGCUAAGGACUUGAAAGAGAGCAGCUUUGGUGUUUUUCUGGAUCUGAACAAACAGUUCCUAAACAUUUACCUUGAUGGGGAGCUUCAGACGGACAUCAGUCGCCCAAAGGGCCCUAGUUUCAAGGGGCUGAGCGGAGAGUUAUGUGCGGGAUUGUGUCUUUAUGGGACCAAGGUGGAGAUGAGUAUGGUAACUGGAAUAGCUACGCCUUCAGCACCAGACCCCCCGGCAUUCAAUAAAGCAAGAUGUAAAGUAAACAAUACCACAGUGGUGCUUGGCUGGUUCGCGCCUGAAACAAAAUGCUGCGUAGACUACUUUGUGCUUGAGGUAGACAUGGUGAAGAGUUCAGAGUAUGCAAUUCGAAGGAAGAAAGACCGCAAGUUCAAGCGACUGUACGAGGGACCCGCGCGAGAGUACGCGUUGUACAGCGUGCCUUACAGUGUCAAUAUCAUCACACGCGUGUACGGUGUAAACCCUACUGGCGAGGGAACACCGAGCGAGGAACUUGUUCUAUCGACACCGAAAGGGCUGUACUUUCAACUGGAUCCAUCAUCAGCGAAUCACGACCUGGAAUUGACGAACGAAAACUGCACUGUGAGCCUGAAGAGUCCCAUGUACACAUUCAUUUUGGGCAACGUAAAGCUGUCAUCUGCAUGCCAUUACUGGAGGGUUCACGUGGAUGAAUUUAACUCUCACAAUAAGCUUUCCAUUAUUGGUGUAGGGGUCGCUCGUAAGGUGAUCGAAGAUCCAAUAUUAGGAGAGGAUUCCGAUUCUUACGCUGUACAGAUUAAUGAACACCCCAACGCUUCGUGUUCAAAUACCAAAAACCGAGUUCAGACAAAGAAGUCCUCUAAAGAGCUGACUCACGCCAAUAUUGGUGUACUGUUGAACUUAGAUGAACACUUCUUGAAUUUAUAUCUCAACGGUAAGCUCCUUGCUGAUCCAUCGAGACCAAACGGACCGACAUUUGUGGGGUUAUCAGGAGAGUUCUAUCCUGCACUCAGUCUGUACGGAACGAACGUCAAACUAACCGUUCACACUGGAGAGUCGUACGAUAACUAAACUGGAUCCCAACGAUGGUGGAUUUUUCGGGGGAAUCCCAUUACAAAAAAAAAAAAGGACGGGGGUGCUCGUCGGAAAUUUUGAAAAGAAGAGCUAAGAGGUACCAAGAUCCUGUU
Messenger RNA from Orbicella faveolata, 4516 nucleotides. RefSeq lists its product as uncharacterized. NCBI's taxonomy places the organism in Eukaryota, Metazoa, Cnidaria, Anthozoa, Scleractinia, Merulinidae. Gene Ontology annotation, molecular function: protein binding; zinc ion binding. The record is from RefSeq and is a predicted model, not a curated record.